Molecule: messenger RNA, 2311 nt
Organism: Lingula anatina
Lineage: Eukaryota; Metazoa; Brachiopoda; Lingulata; Lingulida; Lingulidae
Product: cytoplasmic 60S subunit biogenesis factor ZNF622
Biological process (GO): ribosomal large subunit biogenesis
Cellular component (GO): preribosome, large subunit precursor
Molecular function (GO): zinc ion binding; nucleic acid binding
Source: RefSeq, a predicted model, not a curated record
ACAUUGUUUCCUACUACGUUUAUUUUGUCACUCAACCACCGUUAAGAUUUAUAUUUAUCUGAGACCAUCGCGGUACUCGUCUAGUUAUUGUCAUUACUUCGCAUGAAAAGCUUUACUCAUUUCUGAAGUUUAUUAUCUCGUACGUGAUAGCAUUUAGCGUAAGUUGUUGAUGUUUCACUUAACAGUUUGAACAACUCGGGGGCCCAAGUGACACCACUGCCCAGCAUGUCACUGUUUACUUGUAUAACCUGCCGUGUGGCGUUUGCUGAUACUGAUGUUCAAAGAGCUCAUUACAAGACAGACUGGCAUCGCUAUAACUUGAAGCGUAAAGUGGCCGAGCUCCCGCCUGUUACAGCAGAGAGCUUCCAGCAAAAAGUUCUGGUGCAGAGAGCUCAGGUAGCAGAGCAAGGCAAGGACACCUCAGGUUACUGUUCCCUAUGCAGCAAACACUUUGCCACAGAGAAUGCCCUACAGAACCACAACCAGUCCAAAAAACACAAAGAAAUUGAGGCCAAACAAGCCAGGCGUGCGCAGGCUGAAGUCCAAAAAAGAAAUGAGAAAAACAAAGUGAAGGGACUGCAUGUUUUAGAUGAAAAUGAGAAGAUGUCCCAUAAGCAGCCUGCAAAUGAAGCUCUCAAGGAGCGCUUGUCCGCCACGGGUUCAAGGAUGACCGGAGGGGCAGACAUUGAGGUGGAGGAGGAGGUGGAGGAAGAACUGGUAUCAGAUGAGGAGUGGGAUGAUGAUGAGGAGGAGAUGGCCCUGGAGGAAUGUCUGUUCUGUUCAAAGAUUCUCUCCUCGCUGGAGAAGAAUAUUGAGCACAUGAGUGUCAAACACGGCUUCUUCAUCCCUGACGCAGAGUACGUAGUGGACUUGGAGGGCCUUGUCACGUAUCUAGGAGAAAAAGUUGCCAUGGGACAUGUGUGUUUGUGGUGUAAUGAGAAGGGACGGUCAUUUCACACCAAGAAGUCAGUCCAGCAACAUAUGGUGGACAAAGGGCACUGUAUGCUCACCUCUGACGGAGACGCCAUGUUGGAGUAUGCAGAUUUCUAUGAUUACAGGAGCAGCUACCCAGACUACCAGGAGGGGGGUGAUGGGGACCAACAGAAUGACGAGGAACAGUCUGAGGGCAUCCAACCUGAACUGCUGCUGGAGGAGGGAUAUCAACUGGUGCUGCCAUCUGGCUCUGUAAUUGGGCACAGGUCUUUGAUGAAGUAUUACAAGCAGAACCUCCCCCCAGUCAGGUCACAGAACAGAUCCCUGGUAGCCAAGGUGACAGCACAUUACAAGGCUCUAGCUUGGACAGGAAUGACAGGUCAGGCAUCUGUGCAGAGAGCACGUGAUAUCCAGUACGUGCAGAAAUUGCGGCAGCGGCACCACCUCAAGCUAGGCAUGAAAGCAAACAUGCAAAAACACUACAGGGACCAGAACCCAAUCUAAAACAGGCCAGUGUGUCUGGGAUUCAAAAGUGAUGUAAAAUGACAGUUACUACAAAGAUAACACGGAAGAAACGUGGACGUUAUUCCAUUUGCAACAAAGGUCAAUAAUUGCCUAAAAUGUUGCAGGGAAUAGAAACCUCUGUGAAAUUUUGUUAUGGCUGCCAGUCUGUUGUAAAGAAUAGUUUAUGAAAUGAGCUUGUUCUUAUAUUAAAAUUAUUGAUUCAUUCACCUCUGAAAUAGCGAGAAGUCUCUCCUCGCUGCUUGAUGGGUUACACCAAUAUGAAAUCUUGUAAUUGAAAUGAUUAUAUCAACAUCAAUUAUUACGAUAAUAAUAAUCAUAUUUCUCAAAACUAAACGCAUUUGGUUUUUGCAAAAAGACGACGGACAAUUACAAAGUAAAACAUCAAGGAAGAUAUGAUAAACCACAUUUGAAAUAUUUAGAAUUUCAAAUGUAAAAUGUAGAUGCAGAGUGACACGACACCAUGAACUUUGUCUUUUACAAAAUGAUAAUAUUUCAAACGGCACAUCUGAGUAUGCGUGGUCUCCAGUUACAAAACUUGGCGUCCCUAAUUUCCGAACCAUCCCGUUUACUGUACCUUUGAAUGUGUACUCAAUUCACACUUUGAAGUUAAUCGUAGAUGUUUUUGGACAGUGGCGCUGUUUGUAGUAUUGUACAUUAAAGAUUCAAAUGACCACUUGAUGUUUAGCAUGAAUUAGAAUUUUUAAAAUACCCGAAAAUACGAAAUAUUGUUUUGUUAGACCUGAAAAGAAUCCAGUUGUAAACUGUUUGACAGUUUUAUCAUUACACAAUAGUGACUCGACAAAAUAGAAAUAUUAUUUUAGAGUAGCAACAGUUUAUAAAGACGUUGAAAGUG